AAUAGAAAGUGUUAUAGAGAGUGAGGCUCUGGAAACGCCGGGUUCGUUAGAUUGUCUGAAGAAAUGGUUGCAAUAUACUAAGUUAAGAAAAUGAAAGAGAGGUGGAAAAGUUGCCUACAAUAAUGGUUAGUUGGAGGUCAAAGUCUAAACCCCACAAGGCAAUAAAAUUUAGAAAACCAAAACUGCCAACCAACCCCAAAAGCCAAAAGCCAAACCCCUUUGGAAAUUCCUUCCACCACCAAACCAAACUCACUCAUUUUGUUCUUCUUUUCUAAUUCCUUUUUUAUGGCUACAAACUUCAUGGAAUAAGGAAAGGAGAAGCAUAAAACAAACCAAACCAUUUCCCCUCAAAAGCCCUGUCUCCCUUCCAAAACUAAAAUUAAAGCUUCAACCUUUUCACCACAACUAAUUCCAAUUCUUAAAAUUCUCUCAGUGGGUUUUAAUGCACAGGAAAUUAUCGAGAUACUAAAUUUCCCGACAUAUAUAUCAAGGUUGUGGACAGUGCAAUUUGAUGGUUUCGAGUUUUAUGUAUUAUGGUGUCAGUGUUUCUUAAUUGGCAUUUGAUUUGUGGAUGUUGUGAGUUGGGGUCAGUUACGUAGAUGGUGUAGAUAGGAAAAGUAGGCGUUUUGAUAUUGUCAUUGACUUUGAUUUGAUGAAUUAUUUGUUGGUCAGUUGUGUGUGUGAGACUAUGUAAGGGAUGGUAUCAGCUACAAUUAGGCGAAUUGUGUCACCCUGUUGGAGACCAUCUGAUACGGGUGAAAUUUCUGGUAGGCAUGGAGAUUCAAAUGGCCGUGUUGAUGGUUUGUUGUGGUACAAAGAUUCUGGAAGACAUGCGCAUGGUGAAUUCUCGAUGGCAGUUAUUCAAGCAAACAAAUUGUUGGAGGAUCAGAGCCAACUUGAAUCUGGACCCUUGAGUUUAACUGAGGGAACUCCUCUUGGAACUUUUGUUGGUAUCUACGAUGGCCAUGGAGGUCCAGAAGCUUCCCGCUUUGUCAAUGACAGUCUCUUUAAGAAUAUCAGGACAGAAUUUUCUUCUGAAAACGAUGGAAUGUCAGCUGAUGUUGUCCAUAGAGCAUUCUUGGCAACUGAAGAAGAAUUUCUUUCUCUGGUAGAGAAGCAAUGGCUGCAUAAGCCGCCUCUAGCGUCGGUUGGAUCUUGCUGUUUGAUAGGCAUAAUAUGUUGUGGGGAGCUCUAUAUUGGAAAUGCAGGAGAUUCUCGUGCAGUGUUAGGUAGAAUGGAUGAGGCUACUAAAGAGAUUAAAGCUAUUCAACUCUCCGAGGAGCACAAUGCUAGCAUAGUAUCUGUCAGAGAAGAGUUGCGCUCAUUGCAUCCUGAUGAUCCGCAGAUAGUGGUUAUGAAGCACCAGGUCUGGCGCGUGAAGGGUCUCAUUCAGAUUUCAAGAUCCAUUGGUGAUGCGUACCUAAAGAGGGUAGAGUUUAACAGAGCACCAUUAUUGUCAAAAUUUCGACUCCCAGAACCCUUUGAGCAGCCAAUCCUUAAAGCCGAACCAGCAAUACUGGUACAGAAAUUGUGUCCUCAAGAUCAGUUUCUCAUAUUUGCAUCAGAUGGGUUAUGGGAGCAUCUGAGUAGUCAAGAAGCAGUUGACAUUGUCCAAAGUUGUCCACGCAAUGGAGUGGCAAAGAAACUUGUGAAAACAGCACUUUGUGAAGCUGCGAAGAAAAGAGAAACGAGAUACUCAGACUUGAAAAAGAUUGACAGAGGGGUGAGGAGACAUUUCCACGAUGACAUCACGGUUAUAGUUUUGUAUCUUGAUUCAAAUUUUUUGGCCCGUGCCAAUUCUCGUGUACCCUUGGUUUCUAUCAAAGGAGGUGGUGAAAAUGGUUAUGGUAUUGGAAUUAUAGAUGCCUAGUUUUCAGGAGUUUUGGCACCAUUCCUCUCUUAAA
Molecule: messenger RNA, 1904 nt
Organism: Vigna unguiculata (cowpea)
Lineage: Eukaryota; Viridiplantae; Streptophyta; Magnoliopsida; Fabales; Fabaceae
Product: putative protein phosphatase 2C 38
Biological process (GO): protein dephosphorylation
Molecular function (GO): protein serine/threonine phosphatase activity; cation binding
Source: RefSeq, a predicted model, not a curated record